Molecule: messenger RNA, 692 nt
Organism: Cryphonectria parasitica EP155
Lineage: Eukaryota; Fungi; Ascomycota; Sordariomycetes; Diaporthales; Cryphonectriaceae
Exons: 2
Coding region: 250-522 (90 amino acids)
Source: RefSeq, a predicted model, not a curated record
CCGAUCUUCGCGCAUCCCCUCUUCACUUCUCCUGAGUGGGCAGGCUUUGUUCGACAAGUCGAGGAAGCCUGCUCUAAUAUAGCGGGGGACACCCAUAUAACGUUGGUGGAAAAGGCGGUGCCUGUUAUAGCUGAAAGCCUCCGCCAAGUGAGAUCUGGCCAGUCUGCGGAGAGGAGAAUGCAAGUGCAUGAGGCGCUGAGCCGGUAACAGUUCAAGAGCCUCCAAAGAGAGUUGAGCCAGUGGCACGGAAUGGAGUUCAGGACCGAGACGCGUACCUACAUCUCCCCUGCCGGCAGUAUGCACAGGGACACCCGCAAGAUGUGGAACGAUUCCUCCUCCUACUACCAGAGGGGGGGGGGGGUACAGAGGCCGCACGACCGCAGCAGCAGGGCUGGGAAGGGAAGGAAAAGGAAGGAAAAGAAAAGGAAAAACAGCUGGCUAUCUGAGGCUAUAGACAGAGGUUGGCUGGCGAUAGUGGGGCCAGUGACUCACCUGGCCUCGCACAAGGCCUCAUUCACUUGAGGCCCCUAUGGCCACUGCCAUACUAUUCCAACGCUGUUUAUGACCCAUGGAGCGCGCAUCCAUCCUCAUCAGCUCUCCUGACCCUUCUUCAGCCUAUAGCUCCACACAUUAGGCUUCUUCUUCUUAAGCUACUAUUUCCAGGCAAGUACAUCCUGGCCCAGAAGCACCAU